UCGAAUUGUAGGGAGUAUCUUCAACCUGUUUGUUGUUUGUUGUUGGUCAGAUACGGAAAUAAGGGAACCUGCUAUGAAUUGUCUAGGAGAGUGUUUGGACUUAGGCCCGCCACCUGACACUAUUCUCUUUCUACCGCCGCCUCCUGUUCCUUCUUUCCUACAACAAUCGUUGCCAGAUCUUCUUCUUAAUACCACCCCAUGUUCGGCGGCGCAAAUCUGCGAAUCCUCGUCUGCUCCCAAUAGGGUUACUGAGGGAGAAGAUUACAUGGAGUUACCGAGAAAAGGAUGAACAUGCUAGGAAGCAACGAUUGCUCUUUGCACAGACAAAUGAAAAAUCAUGAACAGCGAGAUUGUUCUGGAAUUCCAAGUUUGAACAGUAGUAAAAUGGGACACCCCUCCGAAACCGUAUUGUACCACGGUACCAAUUUACACGACAAUAGAAUGGUGUGGGCAACGCUAACGCCACGAGGAACUCAGCAUUUCAUUUCGGAAAACUACCCUCCUGACCUUAUUGACUACGGAGAAACAGAAGAUCAUUACGAGACCAUCGACAGUAUUGAGGCAGUAGUGCCUCCUAUCAGUCAUCCAGUUUCUCACUAUCCCAAAGCAUUGGAAAACAGUUUUGACAAUUCUGGGUUCCUAGAUUAUGAAUAUGAAGACCCCACCCCGCUGAUAGAAAGCUACCAACUCAACAACAUGGAAGUAGACGCACAGUACCAAGUGAUUGGCAACACUGACAUGCGGUGCUCAAGCUUGAACACCAUGAGGAGAAGCCUGCCAAUUUCAAGACCAAGAGUUUCAUCCCCUACGAGAAUAGAACACCCCAAUUUACCACCGCUGAAUUUGUAUCCGCAUAAGGGAACUUUGAAAAAGAAUGCUACCUUGAGCUAUAAAGCUGUUGAUGGGGCGACAUUGCCCAAAUAUGGACUAUAAGUAUUUGAGAACUUCACUUUGAGGUUGAAUUUUUUUUUAAUCUGUAAAUGGUAGGUUUUCAGUCACUCAAUCCAUCUAAAAUAUUAUCAUGUUUAACUCACAUCUGUGAGAUUUACAGAUUCUCAUCCAUUAAUAGUAUUUAAUGAUAAAACAAUUUCUGACUACCAUUUUGUUAUUCAAAAUAGGAGACAAGGGCCUUUCAUUCAGUAAUAUUCGACCACAAAAUUACAGACUGCUUGGUUUACUAGGAUUUUCCGAGUGAGUGUAAUUCUGAGUCAAUACUCCAAAAUAUUCCAAACUUCAAAAAAAAAGUAAUGAUUUCGUUUUUUGUCAGAAUGUUGAUCGAUACUACAAUAAUUUUUCUGUUGACUUUUUCUACCGAUUAUAUUAAAAUUGAGAAUAUUAGAGCUAUAAAAGUGUUUCAAAUGAUCAAUAGAUUUUUUUCCAUAAUUACAAUAUGAAUAAUAAACAUAACAAUAAAUAUGUUCAGUUAAAAAUGAAGUAAUCGAAAAAUAAAUCUAAAACCAUGACAAUGCAAAAUUAAAAAAUAUACAACGGAAUUGGCCGA
Messenger RNA from Leptinotarsa decemlineata (Colorado potato beetle), 1501 nucleotides. RefSeq lists its product as uncharacterized. The record is from RefSeq and is a predicted model, not a curated record. NCBI's taxonomy places the organism in Eukaryota, Metazoa, Arthropoda, Insecta, Coleoptera, Chrysomelidae.